Molecule: messenger RNA, 963 nt
Organism: Stylonychia lemnae
Lineage: Eukaryota; Ciliophora; Spirotrichea; Sporadotrichida; Oxytrichidae
Source: the annotation of a GenBank genome assembly
AUGUAUGGUGAACUAGCUCCUAAAAUGUUUGAUUGCGAUUGUUCUAAAAAUUAUUGCCUCGGUUGCAUCAUUUCAUGGAUGAUAGAGACUGCUAAAAACUAAAUGCUUUUGCCUACAAUCAAUGUUAGAUGUCCAAAUCAGAAAUGCCCUAAGACAACUAGUUUCAAUGACUUGAUGGAGAAAAUUUUGGCUAUAGAGGAUGAAAGGAAUUAUUAAUUUGAGGGUUUAGCCAAAAUAUCUCUCAAGCACUACUUGAUAAACAAUGAAGAAAUGAGAUAAUGCCCUGCUCCAGAUUGUGAAUAUAGUGGUUUUAUUACAUCUGGCUACUGCAGCGACAAAGUUUAAUGUAAGAAAUGCGGUUUAACUUGGAGAGAUCCUGAAAAUUAUUCCUUAUCAGAAAAAGCCAGGCAAGUGAUUCGAGAUCUUCUGAGUUUUAACUCAUCACAUACUACCUACCUUCGAAGUCUUAUCUUGGAAGAACCUUGCCCGAAGUGUGGAGUUAUGAUUUAUAAGAACGGUGGAUGUCCUCAUAUGGUUUGUGGGAGGUGCAAAUACGAAUUCUGUUGGAACUGCCUUGGCCCUUACUUUCAUUAUAAGCAUCAACUUUAACUAUUUUGUCCUUUCAGAUUUAUUGCUGUGUAGGGCGUUUUUGUAUUCCUAAUAUAUAUGUUGUCUGCUAAAAUCGCAUACAUGGAUUCCUUCUUAAUUUGGUUAUAUUGGAGAAUACACUAUAAAGUGGCAUGCUCUGCUUUAGUAGAUGUAUAGGAGUAUUAUUUCAAUGAAUUUACAGAAACAAUGAUAGUCUGCUUGGCCUAUCAAUUUUUUAUCUACGGGUCAGCAUUUUUGAUUUAUCUUGCUGUAAAACUUAUGCUUAACGCUUGGGAAAAUUACAAACUAAAUAGAGUCAAGAAAAUUGACAAUAUAAGGGCUGAAAAUACUCUAGUCAAGAGAAAAGCUGACUGA